CAAACCUGCACUUGCUUUUGCAAAUCCAGUCUCGCUAUAAACUCCCAUUUAUCAUGAAGGUCUCUAUGCUCCUGGCAUUUGCUGGCCUUGGUGUUGCGGCACCAGCUGUCGUCACUGAGACUGUCUCCGAGAGCGCUAUCGAGACUGGCGCCAUCCACAGCGUUCCUGGGCUUACGCCUGAGAGACCUCUUCCUGCGUCUAAUUCACCCACUGAGACCCUUGACGAAGAUCUUGAGUGGUUUCAGGAUAACACAUACUAUUCCCGCUAUGCUGAUAAGGCGAAGAUCGCACCCUAUCCGUAUGAGCUUGUAGUCGAGGACUACAACAUGACUGCCAUCCACCAGACCAUUGCUACCCACAUCCAGGACGAGUACGAUGUAUCUGUGUGCGCUACUCACUGCAAUGAGCACCGCGCGUGUGACGCGUUCGCCAUCUACAUUGAGCGUGAGCCGUCCUGCGCCAACUGCACAGACCCUGAGGUCGUUGAAGCGUAUAAGUGCGACCUCUACAACACCGCUCUCCAGCUCCCCGAUAUCAGGAAGGAGAUUGAGCAGCAGCAGAUCCAGGGCCAGACAAUCACCCGUGCUGUCCGUGCCUACAACGGCUACAACAGGAUCCCGAAGGCCGUCUUCAAGACUGCUACCCGCACUGUCACCGUCGGCGGAAGUGGUUCGAUUGAGUACAGGACCCGCACUGUCACCACUACAGUCCGCAACAGCAGUUUCACUUCGACCAAGCCUAGUACUACUGCUACAGCGACCAGGACCUCCACCAAGAGCGGCUCUGGAUCCCUUACUACUGUCACCAAGACAUCGACUAAGUCUACCGCCACUGUCACCAAAACUUCCACCGAGAGCAAGUCGGCGAAGCCUACAACUAGCUCUGGAUCCCUUACUACUGUCACCAAGACAUCGACUAAGUCUACCGCCACUGUCACCAAAACUUCCACCGAGAGCAAGUCGGCGAAGCCUACAACUGGCUCUGGAUCCCUUACUACUGUCACCAAGACAUCGACAAAGUCUACCGCCACUGUCACCAAAACUUCCACUGAGAGCAAGUCGGCCAAGCCUACAACUGUAACAAAGACUUCGACCAUGUCGACCACCACCGUGACUGAGACCCGCACAAAGCCCACCACCAAGACUAGCACUGCCAAGGCUUCGAACGUCAAGACCACAACCGCCUCGCCAUCGAUAAAGAUCGAAACUGCUACGUUCACACGUACUAAGGUCGUUGAACCUGUAACCGUCACCACGACACACCACCACACUGUCGUCAUCUCUGCGACUGUAGGAGCUGGUGUGAAGAAUAGUGCGAAGGUAUAGAGCCCCUGCCGCAAAUCAGGGUAUGAAGAAGAGGACGGAAUGAUUCAGCCAAAGAAGGUCCAAGUCUGACGUCGUGUAACGGUGCAAGGCGUUCAAAGGUUUGGAACCCUUCAUGGGUUUUGACAAACACAGUCGGAGGGGGCAUGGGGCACGAACAUUACACAGCUAAAGAAAAGGAGGCCUAA
This is a messenger RNA of Didymella exigua CBS 183.55, 1510 nucleotides long. RefSeq lists its product as uncharacterized. The transcript has a single exon. The record is from RefSeq and is a predicted model, not a curated record. NCBI's taxonomy places the organism in Eukaryota, Fungi, Ascomycota, Dothideomycetes, Pleosporales, Didymellaceae. The coding region runs from base 54 to 1325 and encodes 423 amino acids.